GCAAGGCAACACUGGUGCAGAUGUGCUAGAACUUUAAGAAACGCCGUCCGUAGUGAUGAAAGAAGAGUUUCGAAAAAGAAUACAGUUUCGAAAAGCUUCCAUUGUCAUAAAUUGGCAAGGAGCAAAGGAUAUAUACUGAAAAGUAGCCUGCUGGAAACAUCCGCAGUGUAUUUUUGAAAAAGUGAUGAAAAACAUAAGGAAAAAUGUUCAAUAUCGCAAACUAAACGCCGGACCACUUGAGUCUGCAAACUACAUUCUUUUCGCCAACUAAAAGAUAAGUCUCCAAGAUAAGACCCGUGCAACGUGAGCAAAGUGAGAAUGCCAUCCAAGCAGGCUAUGCUAAUGGCAAACACCAGUAGUAUUGUCGGUUCCGUUCCAAACUGUACCAAGAAAGCGCGCCAAGCGCGCCAAGUGCCCCAACAACAACUGCCUGCUGCGAUCUGUGAAAGCCAGUGAAUUUUUGUUCGUAAACUCUCGGUGUGAUAGUGUCAAACGGGAAACGGCACAAAAAAUAAUAACUAAAAGCACAAACGUUUAAAUUUUUUUGCGGCAGAUUUUUGCCCACUUGGUUUAGUGAAUCAAAGAAAUAAAAAGAAGAAGAAGGUGCCUCAAGAAGACCAAAUAAAAACAAAACAAGCGGAAAAAUGUGGUCUCCUGAAUCGGAAAUCAACUCAAUUGCCUUCACAACAAUGCGGCACUCGGUGUCCGCUUCGUCUGGAAUAUCGACCCUGUCCAGCUGCGGUGACCCGGAACGGCUGCCCGAGCUUCCGCCCGGGGACGAGCAGCGGCUGCAGCGGGCCGCCCUCAAUCUCCAGCAGAAGCUGAUCCUGCGCGAAUGGCUCAAGGAGCACCGGCUGCAGCACUUUUACUCGAGAUUGGUCUCCAUCGAGGUCACCUCGCUCGAGGACGUGUACUGGCUGGAGGACUCCCGCGCCAGCCAAAUCCUCGGCAAAGACUGGCAGGUAUGGUCCGCGGCGCGCCAAAAACUGCCCACCUCCAAGUCCAACCUGGAGGCGCUCAAAGCGGACCUCUGGUCAACGGUGGUCAAAUCCAGCCAACACCAGGACGCCUGGACAUGGGGCGGGAUGCUGGUCGUGUCGGUGUCCGUGGCUGGGUUGGUCACGUUGGCCGCUAUGACACAACCCUCGUUGGCACCGGAAGCUAGGCACUCGCUGCUGCAGUACGUAACGGGAAAGUAUUUGCUGCCGGCGAACUGCAAGGUCCACUGGGACUGGCAAGAUCCGGCGAUCGUGGGUGGGACCAUGUGCUUUACGGUGCGAUUUCACCAGCGGAAUGGGCAGGCUUACCCGAUCUGUGAUACGGACCAGUUCUUUGUGGAAGUGACCGAGGGUACGAGGAAGAUCAUCACGAUCAGUGAGUUGGGGUCACCGACUGACCCGAAUAAUGCCAACAUUGCCAAGAUCAAGUUUACCGUCCGAACGGCGGGUCAGUACAAGAUUUCUGUGUUGAUCGGUCAGAGUCACAUCGCUGGGAGUCCGUUUGUGAAGACGUUCAUUCCGGGUCCUAUGGACGCGAGGCGAUCGCGGUUGAUCCGACCUGCGAGUACGGUGGUCUGCUGUGCUGGUGCUCCGACAUUUCUUCACAUUGAACCAAGGGACGAGCACGGGAACACGUGUCAGUUCACGCAGGACAGCGAUCCAAUCAAGGGUUACAAGAUCGACAUCUUUGAUUUGUACGGGAAGUUGAGCGACAAGUACUGCAACGCGAUCACACUGUCUUAUGACAAGGUCAACGCGAGGAUCAGCUUGACGGCGCUCUUCCCGGAACCGGUUUGCCUGCGGGCGGUCAUCAGCUACGAAGGUCACCCGAUCCCGAACGGGGACUUUGACAUCAUCGUGCUGAGCAGCAGCGAUACGACGCUCGUCCACAAGAACAUCGCCUCCAGGAAGCACAACAUUUGCUACGAGGCCAAACUGUUUGGCAUCUACGGCCAGCAGCGAUGGUCCAAGCCGCGGAAGGUGCUCUGUUACGUCGGGCCCAAGCAGGUCACCAUCAAGGAGAUGAUCCUCAAAAUCAUCCCGAAGCGAAUCGCCACCUUCCGGCUGUGUCCGUCCACAAAGUUCCAGUUCCUGCCGCCUCCGGCGGGCACCAACGUUCCGGUCAGCAACAACAACAACAACGGCAACGGUCACGGCGCGAUCUUCAUCAUCGACGACGGCUGCCAGCCCAAGAUCGAGCUGGCGUCCAAGGAGCGCAACGUGAUCGCGGCCACUUUUACGCACUUUCUGCUCAAAAACAUUGGCGGCUCGGAGACGUUCAAGGACAAGCAGGACUUUUUCUACCACGAAGUGAGACUCGUUCGCAAGUUUCACUCCAACUACUACCACGAGAAGAUCGCUGUCAAGGUGACGCGCGAGAAGAUCCUCGAGUCCAGCAUGAAGGCCACCAAGCACUUUUCCGUGUCGGAUUGGUGCGGUAACUUUGAGGUCACAUUCCAGGGCGAGCAAGGUAUCGAUUGGGGUGGUCUGCGGCGCGAGUGGUUCGAGCUGAUCUGCAGUGCCCUGUUCGAUCCGCGCGGUGGCCUCUUCUGUACAUUCCACGACAAAAGACAAGCCCUCGUACAUCCGAACCCGAACCGGCCGCCCCAUCUCAAGCUGAAGCACUUUGAGUUUGCCGGCAAGGUUGUCGGCAAGUGCCUGUACGAGAGUGCCCUCGGCGGAACCUACCGGCAGCUGGUCCGAGCGCGGUUCUCCCGAUCCUUCCUCGCCCAGCUGAUCGGCCUUCGGGUGCACUACAAGUACUUCGAGCAGGACGAUCCCGACCUGUACCUGUCCAAGAUCAAGUACAUUCUGGACACCGACCUGGACACCAGCGACAACCUGGAACUGUACUUUGUGGAGGAGAUCUACGACACCAGCGGUCAGCUCGUCAAAACCGUCGAACUCAUCCCGAACGGGGCCAAAACGAGGGUCACGAACGCCACCAAGAACCAAUAUCUGGAUGCCUUGGCGCAGCAGCGGCUGUGCAACAACGUGCGCGAGGAGAUCGACAGCUUCCUCAAGGGACUCAACGGGAUCAUUCCGGACAACCUGUUGAGCAUCUUUGACGAGAACGAGCUAGAGCUCCUCCUGUGUGGAACGGGCGAGUACUCGAUCGCGGACUUCCGGGCGAACCACAUCGUCAACGGGGGGUCGCCCGAGUUUCGGCGCGUGCUUGGCUGGUUCUGGGCGGCCGUGGGAAACUUUUCGCAGACGGAAAUGGCCCGACUGCUGCAGUUUACGACCGGGUGUUCGCAACUGCCGCCAGGAGGGUUUCAGGAAUUGAAUCCGAGGUUCCAAAUAACGGCAGCGCCAACGUUUGGAAAUUUGCCAACGGCACACACGUGCUUCAACCAACUCUGCCUGCCCGACUACGAGAGCUACGAACAGUUUGAGCGAGCACUCGUGUUCGCCACCAGCGAGGGCACCGAGGGCUUCGGAAUGGUGUAAAAAAGCCGCAUCAAUGAUCUUUGUUGUUGAAGAAAGAGUUCCAAUUGUCACAAGAAAGCACAAACUUUUGAAGCAAAUUUGUUGAAAAACCAUGAAAAGACCAAAACUAUUUCAUACGCAGACAAGAGAAAACAUAUUUGUCAAUUCCGUAACAUUUGUCCAACAAUUCUCCCAGUUGAAAGGGAAGAACAGAAAUCUACUAACCGAAAACUAAUUUGUCAUCCGUAGCAUUUGCCCCCUCUCCAGAGUAGGUAACUAGACAACAUUUUCCAAGUUUUAUCCAUCAUACCCUAAUAAAAGCCUUCUUCGAAAAAAAGAACAAAAAAAUAGAUUUGCCUAGCUGCAGUUUCACACAAACACACACAACCCUCAUUAGUUUUUGACGAGGAGGCACAAAACCGUCAUCGGUUUUUGAAAAUGUUGUGCCAAAAAUGACAUAAAUCGUGUAGUGAAUUAUCUCGUAGUAAAGUUGUGAUGCCAGCAGUUUUCCCCCCAAAUCCCUCCCAGCGCGCGCGUAAUUGUUUAAAAUAGUGCCAAAUGAACAGAAGAAAGCGAGAUCUCAUUCAAAUUUGAAAAAUGCGCCUUAACAAAAUGAAAUUGUAGGGAUGUUUAGAAAUUACCAAUUUAAUAAAAAGUAACAACUUUGAUAAAAACAAGUACAGCAAUGUGUGUUGAAUUGUGUAGAAGUAAAUUUAACAAAAAGCAGCAUGUAAGUUAUACUAGUAGCAAUGAAAAAUAAUACAAACAUGUGAUUCGUAGCCGAUUAGGAGCAGUGCAGCGCGUUUAGUAGAAUCAACCGUUAUUGACUCAUCGAAAAAAAAACUCACUCGAAACGUAUCAGCCAUCGCGGGAAGCCAUAAUUGAACCGAAUGUUACAAAGCGUUAGAAAGCUUAGUAUUCUACAUAUACGGAAUAUAUACUGUCCAUUUUAUUUUAUCUUUGAAUUUCAAUCUACAAAACGAGAGAAAACGGUUGAGCAAAGAGCCCUAACAAUUCAUUCCAAAAAGAAUAACAACAAACUUGUAAUAAUUACUAACAAAUAGAAUCCGAAACAAAACACACAAAAAUAUAACUCUGAUUCUGUGAUAAUUCAAGCAAGCUACAAAAAAAGCCAUCAAAAGUUUAUGUUCCAAGAGUUAAACCUCGAUCGCAGCAAGCGUUGAGAACAAAGGUGUCGCUAGUUGAGUUGGGAUAGGCAAAAGCUCCCCCUCGCCUACUAUGCAUGCGCGAUAAAAUUGUAGCGUUUGUUCGUUUGGUCGAAAGCUUUCAGACAUUGCGAAAAAGAGAGGAGAAAAAAGCUUCCAGUGUUUCAGUUUUGCAGGCAAGCCGCCUACUAAGUUAGAAACGAAACGCGUUCGAUUUCCUUGUUUAGAAAUGUUAUCAUUGAAAAUUUGCUAGGUAAGUUAGCUACAAAAACAGUUUCCUGAACCCGAUUUAGUCUGCUGAAACCAAUGAGUAUUAUUCCAUGAGCGAUUCAAACGUACAGCUAUUUGAAAUACUAAAGAUGAAAAUACAACCAAAUAAACAAACCCAUUUAUUAUUCCUCAGUAAUAAA
Molecule: messenger RNA, 5004 nt
Organism: Culex quinquefasciatus (southern house mosquito)
Lineage: Eukaryota; Metazoa; Arthropoda; Insecta; Diptera; Culicidae
Product: apoptosis-resistant E3 ubiquitin protein ligase 1
Exons: 10
Coding region: 645-3449 (934 amino acids)
Biological process (GO): proteasome-mediated ubiquitin-dependent protein catabolic process; positive regulation of protein catabolic process; negative regulation of apoptotic process
Molecular function (GO): ubiquitin-protein transferase activity
Source: RefSeq, a predicted model, not a curated record